Molecule: messenger RNA, 2094 nt
Organism: Parastagonospora nodorum SN15
Lineage: Eukaryota; Fungi; Ascomycota; Dothideomycetes; Pleosporales; Phaeosphaeriaceae
Exons: 3
Coding region: 1-2094 (697 amino acids)
Biological process (GO): transmembrane transport
Cellular component (GO): plasma membrane
Molecular function (GO): transmembrane transporter activity
Source: RefSeq, a predicted model, not a curated record
AUGUUUUCCGAAUAUGCCUCCAAGUUCCUCUCCCAGUCUCAGUCGCGGCUGUCGCUGGGCGGUCAGCAAGAGUCGACCUACAACAGCCGCAACCCCUCGGACAGACAACGACCCUCUUCGCGCGCCGCCCAAGCCUACCUCCAGCGUCGCAACAUGCCGAACCCUUACAACUCGCAAGCCGCGUCGCGCUUCGCCUUCGCAUCGCGGACCUCGAACGCACCCGCUCCGCUGUUCUACUCGGCUACAGACGACUUCCGGGAAGAGGACGACCAUGUGGAGCACGACCGCGAAAUGGCCGACCACUAUGCGCUGCAGCGGUCACGGCGGCAGUUCGGCGCCAGCAACCUGUCCGAGUCAUCUGAAGUCGAAGACGAUGGGAUAUACCGCUCAGACCACACAAUAGAAGCCGACCGCGGCGAAAACGAUGCGCCUGGCUACGGGCUGGGAGGCGGAAUUAAGAGCUCUUGGAAGGGCGAUAGGCCAGCGCGGGGGAGAUCGAACACGGCGAGACAUGUAGACGACGAAGAGCGAGACUCGAGCAUCCCGUUAUCAGAAUCAACAGAUCCGAGCAGCAGGGGAAGAGACCGACUGGUAGAUGUGGAGCUCGAGUCCACUGACCGGGACAAUGUUGUACCAGAGAAUCCCACAAUACCGCCGCGGCACAACUUCUUCUGGGCUGAGCUCUUCAUAAUCAUACAGUGCGCCAUCAUUGGCGUCUUUUUCAUUUCACUGCUUCAGGAAUCGCCGCCAAGUAGGAAGAACCCCAUCGGCGAUACCAUCUACACCGUCCUGCGCUCGUCCUUCCACCUCAUCGGCGUUUACUCGCUGGUGUCGAUUGUGGUUGGACUGCUAUGGCUAUCGUUGCUACGCUCCUUUGCGCGACCCCUGGUGAUGCUCAUCCUGGUCGCUGUACCGGUCAUUUCGUUCUCCUUCUUUCUGUACCCAUUCAUAUCGAGCUUCAAAGGCUCAUGGCAUGGUGAUAGCAUGCAGGACAAAUUCAUGCGCUGGCUUUCGGUCGGUCCGUUGGCUCUCACUGUCUUCUGGAUCUACACUGCGUUCAAAGGACGGCAUUCUUUGGACAAGGCAGCUGGCAUGUUGGAGUUUUCUGGCGAAAUUCUGCGAUCGCAGUUUCCACUGCUCAUGGUCGGCAUCGCCACACUUGCAGCAGUCAUCCUCUGGUCUUGGAUCUGGAUCCUCAUGUUUACACGCCUCUUCCUCGGCGGCCACUUCACCGGCAACAAGUCGCGCUGGAUCAUCGACGCCAGUACAUGGUGGCUCGGCGUAGCUUUCUUCCUCGACUACUUCUGGACCCUGGGCGUUAUCGCCGGUGUUCAACGCGCAACUACCGCAGCUACAGUCUCCCAAUGGUACUUCCAUCGCAACAGCGUCCCCGCGCCGCCCGCGUGGACCGUCGUCCAAGCUUCUCUCAGCCACGCAACAUACACGAUGGCUGGCACAAUCUGCAUGUCCACACUCCUCACCCUCCUCGUGCGCUUGCCCCUUAUCGUCUUACCCCGCCGCAUCGCAGGCAUGAUCAGCAUGUGCGCAUAUAGCAUGAUCCCCACCCCGAUCGCCGCAAUGACGAACCCGCUCACUCUCACAUUCGCAUCCAUCCACGGUGUCCCACUCAGUCAAGCUGCCCGUGGUCUUAGCCAAUUGAGCUUCAUCUCUCCAGAUUCACCAACCACGACGCUCGGCCCGAGAGACUUCAAGAACAACACACGCCCCUCGAUGCAGUCUUACCGUCUGGCUAAAUUGCUGCUUCACGCUAUUCGCUGGGUCAUUACGCUCUCCCUUGGUUUUGGCGGCUGGGUUAGCACGGCACGCAUGCUGCAGGUUGGCGGGAGCGUGCCGUAUAAAGGCAGUCUGUAUGCAUACGUUGUCGGAUUGAUCAGUGCGGCCAUUGGAUGGGGUGCGUUAGGCGCUAUGGAGGGCGUGCUGGGUGGAAUCCUUGACGCAGUGCUUGUCUGCUGGGGCAGUGAAGUGGGCAGGGAUGGCGAGGGCGAAGCGCGGUAUUGUGUUGACGCAGGGAGGUUGUUCGGGAACGAGGUCAUCGGGCAGAGUGUGGGUGGAAGGGGGAGGUGGGAUGUCUAA